AUGUCCAGCCCAGUCCGACCUCCUUUGAACCCAGAGCUCGCCUCCGUACACAGCACAGUCCCCUUCAUAGACAUUGGCACCCCCUCUGCACUCUCCUCCUACCGCACUGCCAUCGUCCCCAUCUUCACUUUCGAAAACGCUCUGCAAGGCAAAUUAUCCACCAUCGCCACAACCGAACUUACCAUCCCAGGCCCAGCAGGCCCCAUGAUCGCCACAAUUUUCCGGUCCAGAAACCCCACGCGCUCCAUCUCCGAAACCCCGGGCAUCCUGCAUAUCCAUGGCGGCGGGCUCGCAACAGGCAGCCGCUUCCUGGGCUUGACAAUGCUCGACUGGGUCGAGGAGCUUGGCACUGUCAUUCUCACAGCCGAGUACAGACUCGCCCCGGAGCACCCGCAGCCUGCGGCGCUGGAGGACAGCUAUGCGGCCCUACAGUACAUGUCGGCUCAUUCGGAAGAGUUGGGGUUUAAUCUGGAGAAGCUUUUUGUCGCUGGUGGCUCGGCGGGUGGGACUCUCGCUGCGGGCGUGACCCUCCUUGCGCGGGACCGACAGGGUCCUAAGCUCGCGGGACAGGUGCUUAUGUACCCCUGGGUCUCCGACGCCAUGACCACGCACUCGAUUGAGCAGUUUGGGGACAUUUCGCCGGUGACGAAGGAGAGCUUAGCGACUGUGAAUGACUACACCUUUGCAGCCAGUCUAGAAGGGUUGCCGCCGACGCUGAUUGAUGUUGGUGAGGCGGACGUAUUUCGUGACCAGGCCAUUGAGUAUGCGAGUAAACUGUGGAGGGAUGGGGUCUCGAUGAGCUGCAUGUUUGGCCGGGAGCGUAUCAUGGUUAUGAUAUUGUUAUGCCAGAUGCUGAAAUCAGUAAGAAGACUUUCCAGGCGAGGCUGGAGUGGUUGA
Messenger RNA from Aspergillus bombycis, 897 nucleotides. RefSeq names its product alpha/beta hydrolase. The transcript has a single exon. Gene Ontology annotation, molecular function: hydrolase activity. The record is from RefSeq and is a predicted model, not a curated record. The coding region runs from base 1 to 897 and encodes 298 amino acids. Lineage: Eukaryota; Fungi; Ascomycota; Eurotiomycetes; Eurotiales; Aspergillaceae.